Jatropha curcas is the source of this 555-nucleotide messenger RNA. The record is from the annotation of a RefSeq genome assembly. Lineage: Eukaryota; Viridiplantae; Streptophyta; Magnoliopsida; Malpighiales; Euphorbiaceae.
AUGAGUUGGCGAUCAGAACGUAUAUGGAUAGAACUUAUAGCGGGGUCUCGAAAAACAAGUAAUUUCUGCUGGGCCCUUAUACUUUUUUUAGGUUCAUUGGGUUUUUUUUUGGUUGGAAUUUCCAGUUAUCUUGGCAAAAAUUUGAUAUCUUUAUUUCCAUCUCAGCAAAUAAUUUUUUUUCCACAAGGGAUCGUGAUGUCUUUCUAUGGGAUCGCCGGUCUAUUUAUUAGUUCUUAUUUGUGGUGCACAAUUUUGUGGAAUGUAGGUAGUGGUUAUGAUCGAUUCGAUAGAAAAGAAGGAAUAGUGUGUAUUUUUCGCUGGGGAUUUCCUGGAAAAAAUCGUCGCAUCUUACUCCGAUUCCUUAUGAAAGAUAUUCAGUCUAUUAGGCUAGAAGUUAAAGAGGGUAUUUACGCUCGGCGUGCCCUUUAUAUGGAAAUCCGAGGCCGGGGGGCCAUUCCUUUGACUCGUACUGAUGAGAAUUUGACUCCGCGAGAAAUUGAGCAAAAAGUAGCCGAAUUGGCCUAUUUUUUGCGUGUACCAAUUGAAGUAUUUUGA